AUGGAGGGAAAUAGGGACAAUGAACAAAGAGAUAGGCGUACGUUGGAAGAUUUUGCUUCAGUGUCUGUACCUUCAUCUUUCAACAGUAUAGCCCGACCUGUGGUGAUUGCGGCUAAUAUGGAAAUGAGGCCAUCAUUGAUUCACCUUGUUCAAAGUAACCCAUUUUCAGGAUUGUCACACGAAAAUCCCUAUGAUCAUCUGACAACUUUUAAUCAAUAUUGCAAUACUGUGAAAAUGUUGAAUGUGUCAGAUGAGGCAAUCAGACUUAGUCUCUUUCCCUUCUCUCUGGCUGGAGAGGCCAAUAAAUGGUUAAAUUCCUUUCNAGAGGAAAGUCUGACAGAUUGGGAUGANGUUGUGGCAAAGUNUUUACACAAAUAUUUCCCUCAAUCGAAGAUAAAUAAAGGCAAGCAGGAGAUAUCCUCUUUCCAACAGGAACCUGAAGAGACUUUGGGCAAGGCAUGGGAUAGGUUCAAGGGGUUGCUUAGAAAGACUCCCAUUCAUGGGUUUGACGUUCCCACUCAAAUAAACCUCUUCUUGGGAGGUUUAAAAUCUCACACAAAGUUAAUGCUAGAUGCCUCAGCAGGAGGGAACAUUAGGUUGACGACACCUGAUGAAGCCCAUGAGAUUAUUGAAAAUAUGGCAUCCAGCGACAAUGACGUUCCAGGUGAGAGAGGGCAAAACCAAAAGAGAGGAAUGCUUGAGUUGCAAUCCCAAGAUGCCUUAUUAGCCCAAAACAAAAUUAUUACUCAACAACUAAAGUCUCUGAUGAAAAAGGUUUCACAACUACAACUCCAAAAUGUAUCACAGGCACAACAUAUUGUGCAAGGUUGUGAACUGGGUGGUGGAGAGCACCAAAAUGGACAGUGUGCUAUUCUAACCAAUGCAAAGGAAGAGGUGAAUUAUAUGGGAAAUCAAGGCCGUCAAGGCAAUUUUGGAAAUUAUAAUCAAGGUUGA
Messenger RNA from Vigna radiata var. radiata (mung bean), 954 nucleotides. RefSeq lists its product as uncharacterized. The record is from RefSeq and is a predicted model, not a curated record. Bases 1 to 954 code for a protein of 317 amino acids. The transcript has a single exon. NCBI's taxonomy places the organism in Eukaryota, Viridiplantae, Streptophyta, Magnoliopsida, Fabales, Fabaceae.